AUGACAAAAAAAGGUAGAAAACCAAUCACACAUGAAAAAAGGGCGUUAAUUGAUAGACUUUCCGGAUACAAGAGUUGUUUCAAAGUAUUGUCAAAUCAGUUAAAUCACUAUUUACCGCGAUUGUACAGAAAGAAGUAUCCUCUGGCAUUUAUCGAAGUUUGUGAAUGCAAUUUGGCACGGUUUCCUCAAGUAGAAGAAUUCGUGAAAUCUAAUAUGGUGAAGAAAUGGCAAGCUUGUGUUAAAGUUCGGCAUGUUCGAGGCACAUUGCCAACUAUUAAGUUAUUGGACGCGCAAGCAGCAGAAGUGAAAAAAAUAAUGAAUAUAGAAAAAUGGGAUACUGAUGCUAUCACAGAAUUUUUAAACACAUGGCUGGAAUGUUAA
Thelazia callipaeda (thelaziosis nematode) is the source of this 381-nucleotide messenger RNA. Lineage: Eukaryota; Metazoa; Nematoda; Chromadorea; Rhabditida; Thelaziidae. The record is from the annotation of a GenBank genome assembly.